Messenger RNA from Lagenorhynchus albirostris (white-beaked dolphin), 1921 nucleotides. It is a transcript of the gene TNFSF18, whose product is annotated as TNF superfamily member 18. Gene Ontology annotation, molecular function: tumor necrosis factor receptor superfamily binding. Bases 87 to 899 code for a protein of 270 amino acids. The transcript has 7 exons. Gene Ontology annotation, biological process: T cell proliferation involved in immune response; tumor necrosis factor-mediated signaling pathway. NCBI's taxonomy places the organism in Eukaryota, Metazoa, Chordata, Mammalia, Artiodactyla, Delphinidae. The record is from RefSeq and is a predicted model, not a curated record.
CCCCUGCAUCGGCAGGUGGACUCUCAACCACUGCGCCACCAGGGAAGCCCUUAAAUACCUUUUGGAACUCUUCUCAGAUUGUGAAGAUGGAAGGGGUCCAACCCCUGGAUGAGCAUGUUGGAAACGCACCAGGACGGAGAUUCUUGAGGAACAAGCUAUUGCUGGUGUCCUCCGUAAUUCAGGGGCUGGGGCUGCUCCUGUGUCUCACCUACAUCUGUCUGCACUUCUCUGCUCAGGAGGGAAGCCUGCCGCCAUGUCCUGCCGGCCGCUGUGGGAAGUCGCUCCAGGACCUUGCUUCAAACGUGUCACCACUGAGCACUGAGCAGAGUUUGCUGCACUAUACACUCUCAUUCCUGCAAAGAAUGAGUUUGAGCCACGUGGAGAUUAUGCCUUUAGGCCAUUCAAGUCCUCAAGGAGCACAGAGACCAUCCUGGAAGAAAUGGCUACUCUACUCAACAAUAGUUAUUUUGCUAUUACUUUGCUCCUUCAGUACACUAAUCUUUACUUUUCUUCCACUCAAGACUGCCAGUGGGCCCUGUAUAGCGAAGUUUGGACCAUUACCUUCAAAAUGGCAAAUGCCCUCUCCUGAGCCUUCUUGUGUGACUAAGACAGCUGAUUGGAGGCUGAAAAUACUUCAGAGUGGUUUGUAUUUAAUUUACGGCCAAGUGGCUCCCAAUACAGCCUACAAGGGGCGAGCUCCUUUUGAGGCGCUGCUACGUAAGAAUGAAGACCCCAUACAAGCUCUAACGAACAACUCUACAAUCCAGAACGUAGGAGGGGCUUAUGAAUUCCAUGCUGGAGAUGUAAUAGACUUGAUAUUCAACGCUGAACAUCAGGUUCUAAAAAAUAACACAUACUGGGGGAUCUAUUUGCUAGCAAAUCCCCAGUUCAUCUCCUAGAGACUCGAUUUGGUCUCCUCUGUCCUCUUCAGCACAUGCAGAGAUGCCAGUGGGUAGGAUGGAGGAGGAAGAGUCUCAAUGCCUACAGUUCAUCUGGGCAUACAGAUCAACACAAACAGAACUCCUCUGCAUGUGGAUUUUCAUUUCUCAUGCCUGUCUGAAUAAGACUCAGAGGGAGGACCAAAGACAUUUGGUACCCUUGACGUUAGGUCAGCAAAGGCACUUUACUAGUUCAUGAUAAAAUGAAUACGGGUGGCUAGAGGACAGAAUCUUCUCAAAGUGUCUUUGUCUAAUCCUUGACUCCCUGGGUGGAAAAAAAUGAACUCUUAUUCCCAUGGGAGCCUUACCUGGUACGAAAAAAGAUCUAGGGCAGUAGCCUGGCCUUGUUCUCAUACUCUUGGGCCGUGGAUUUCUUGACUUCAUUCCUCCCAUAUUCCCAUCUUCUGAGACCCUCCUAAUAAAAAGUAGUCAGACUUGGAGGGUGGCCACAGAUAGGCCAGCAAUACACCACUUUAGAUUUGAUGGCAUUAGAGGAUAGAGAACACUCUUGAGAACUGUUGGGACAGAGGCAAAGGUGGCAUUGGAAUGGAACGCACUUUAUUCGGGAACUUUCCUUGAUUUUAUCAUACUCAGGACGCAGGGUGCUUUAUAAAACUAGCUGGUCAAAAGGGUCAUUCUGAACCUUCACAUAGGGCUUCAAGAGAACUUGUGUAUGUGUCUAAACGUUGUCAGUAGUAAAGAAAGAGUAAUCAUUACUAAUCAUAAGAUUUACCCCAGAAAUUGAUAUUACCAUUACUGUAUUUUGUCAUGUAAUGAUUUCAUAUUUUUAGCUAGCUCUGCACAGUUUGCAAAGUGCUUUCAUAUAUCACAUGACAAUUCUAUGAAGUUAAUGGAGCAGGUAUUUUUGGCACAGUUUUAACAAUGAGAAUUUGGAGGCAGAUGGAACAUAGGUAGCUUGUUUCAACCCACAGAACUAGUGAUUAACAAGGGGCCCUGGGCUUACCACUGUAUCACACUGUUCU